ACCUGAGUCAUGCGUGACAAGGACCUAACAAACCAGUUCACGCAGGAAAUAGUGUACAAUGGCUUUUUAUUACAGAUUUCGUCCUUGCAUUCCUAAUUAUGGAACUCUGCCAAUGUGUAGUAACAUUGCGGGUAUGGCAUCUAUUUUACCGAAGUCGCUUCAUUAGAGGGCUGGCGGUUACUGUUCUGAUCGCUUCUGCGGCAGGAGUUGUAACCGCUGGUGUCGCCGCGUUUGGGCAUAUUCAGGCGGCCGUGUACGGACUAUACAACCCGUCGAACUUAGAGGAGAACCCUGCAACAUUAUUUGUGAUAUACCUGCCAGCCUUGGUUGUCCAUACGACCAUGUUAUCAUUAACGAUAUAUCGUUUUGGCAUUACCCCAACAGCCUUGCCGAGACGCGGGAUCGUCCACCGAUUCUUAAAAGAAGGGAUGUUUAUGUAUGCAUUUGCAGCCGGAACGCUACUGUACGAAAUUGUCGCUCUUUCUCUGACUCAACCAGGGAACAUAACUGUUUACUAUUCAGCUCUAGGGGGAGAGAUAGCAGUAGCAACCACAGUCAUCUCCGUCUGUCGCGCGAUGCUAAGCAUCCGGUCAUUGGCUGCAACUUGCCACGUCGAUCCAGCAUGGUUACUCAAUCAUGCUGAACUCAGUCGCGUCCACUGGAGGAGAGGGACCAGUGAAGGAGAAAUUGUCGUUGAAGUCAACGAGAUGGAUGUGGUUCUUCCCUGCAGAUCGCUACCGUCAACUUCUGUGGAAAUGGAGUAUCCAGGAAAGGUUUAAGACAAUUCUAGAUGUCUUAACAACCACAACUUUACUCCAUAUGUAAUAACUCAACUAGUAAUGGGCACAUCAAUUUGCCUUGCGAAGUCUCAUCUAC
Suillus plorans is the source of this 876-nucleotide messenger RNA. RefSeq lists its product as uncharacterized. The transcript is spliced from 7 exons. NCBI's taxonomy places the organism in Eukaryota, Fungi, Basidiomycota, Agaricomycetes, Boletales, Suillaceae. The record is from RefSeq and is a predicted model, not a curated record. Bases 99 to 779 code for a protein of 226 amino acids.